AUGAAGCGGAAUGAAGUUGGCGACCGGUUUUUCGCACGCGCGACGGGAUCCCGUCGGCGUCAGCAAGCGCGGGCGUGGUGGCAAUCCGCGCGGUUUCUUGAGCUCAUUUUUGCCUCGGACUCGGCGACUGCGAGUGGAGAGAGCGCCAACGGUGGCUCUGCGGAGGCCAGCAAGCGGAUUCAUCUGCCCCUCGCCAGCUUUUUACACCGCGCGCCAUCAGCUGGACUGCAGCCUGGACUCCAGGCUGGAGAGGGGGCGCCACGGUUAGCUUACCAGCUGUGCCUGGAGUCAGGUACGUCGUCCUCAAGUGGCCUCGCCUCUCCCUCUUCGCAGCUACUGGCGCUCUUGUCGCGCACUCACCACUUCCCGUUUGACUCGACCUGCUCCGCAGACCUCCGAUUCCCACUGCCCGAGGGCUACUUCGCCAAGUUCGAGCUGCUGCCGGCCGAGGCGCAGAGCUACCGGUCACUAGCGACCGACAUCGUCCGAGAGACGAACCGGGACUUCGACCACUACGUCAAGGACGGACGCAACCUCAUCGACGCUCACACGUGGAAGCUCGCCAAGUCCAAGGACCGACUGCAGUGCUACCGACGAAGCAGCACUCAAGGCUCCGCGCAUCAACUCGGUCUGUAUGACAAAGCGGGCGGCGAUGCGACCGCCACACGAUCGAACAGCGACUCGUUCACCUACUCGGCCCGGUCGCGUCCGUCGCUGAGCUCGCACAGUCACUCCGGGUACGACGACGCAGGCAAGAUGUCGACGUCCACGCGAUCGUCCGACGACGGCGAACCGAGUCGCAAAAGCAUCAAACCAGCGGUCAUGGGCUACGGAAUCGUGGGUGGAUCAGUGGAUGACCUGGUCUACGGGCUGUACCAGUCCUCGACGGACGAGAUGAAGACACUGGCUGCGUUUCUGGGCGAUGACUCGAUCAUCGACUGUGCGGUGCUACACACAGUUCGACAGACUCGCUCGUCGUAUCUGGGACUUAAGUGGAAGCUGUCGCGUACCGUGGGUGGCAACCGCGACUGCUGCUACAUGGAGUACGUCGGUGUAUCCGAGGACGCCAACGGCCAUCGCUUCGGCUAUCAGGUGCUCGAGUCAGUACCAGUCCGCAACUGCCCGCAGUUCGAUGACAACUCGAUCGUGCGUACCAACAUUUCCUUCUGCUACAUCUUCCGCCCGGGAAAACUCGCGGACCAAGUCGAAGUGUUCAUGAUGGGGGCGUACGAUUCGUCGGGCGACGUGCUCACGGCCGGUGGAGUGGGCGACUACCGCAGCUCGAUGGAAAUGCUGUUCAACCUUCCGACGGCGUUGGUCGGAGCUGAAGCGAAGAAGAUUUCCGCCAUGGUCGCCAAGCAGUCCGGCGCCUUGCGUGGCGCAAGCAGCAAGAACCAGAGUGGUAACCACUGCUCAAUUUGUCGUGCCAAGGCGGGCCUGUUGUCGUCCCACUCCAACUGCCAGACGUGCGGCGCUGUCAUCUGCAGCAGGUGUCGUAUCCGAAAGGUGACGUUCUCGCGCCGAGGCAAAAUCAAGGUUUCUUGCUGCAAGAUGUGCGUGGUCAUGGUCAAGGAUCAGUCCCCAUUCGCUGGUGAGCCGCUUGAGCAGCAGCCAGCUAAGCCGAGGAAGGUGCCUCGCGAGGACAUCCGCAGCAGGAACGACAGCAGUAGCAGUAACAGCGUCAGGAUGGACAUGAUCAACGCGUCGGUGUCGACCCUGUCGCUGACGGACUCGGAGUUCUCGUCGUCCUACCAGUCGUGGCAGUCCAGCUCCAUUUCGUCACUGCACUCGGACAUCGACGAAAGCUUCCAGCACUCAAAUGGACCCAGCUCCGGUAUGAUUCCGCUUGAUCAAAGGAUGCCAGCAGUGAUGGAAACCAGCCAGGCUCUUACGACUUACCAGAGCGAGCAGCAGCGUCAGUACGAGCAGCAACAGAUCCAGCAGCAGCAAUUCCUCAUGCGUCAGCGCAUGAAGGCGAACACCAACCCAAGCUAUCCCCCGAUGGCACACCAGCGUGCGCCGACUACUCGCGAAGGACUAUACAAUCAAUUGCUGGAGCUGCAGAUGAAGGCGGAGCAGGCGUACAACUUGACCAACCAGAACGCCAACAUGAUGAUGAACCCGAGGCGGUAGGUUGUAGCAGAACUGCAACACAGACUCGUCGAACGUAGGGUAUAGAUAUUAACCUUAAUGAAACUUUUUCGU
This is a messenger RNA of Phytophthora sojae, 2205 nucleotides long. RefSeq lists its product as hypothetical. The transcript is spliced from 3 exons. The record is from RefSeq and is a predicted model, not a curated record. Lineage: Eukaryota; Oomycota; Peronosporomycetes; Peronosporales; Peronosporaceae. Bases 1 to 2133 code for a protein of 710 amino acids.